Messenger RNA from Amoebophrya sp. A25, 343 nucleotides. Lineage: Eukaryota; Dinophyceae; Syndiniales; Amoebophryaceae. The record is from the annotation of a GenBank genome assembly.
UGGAAGGAUUACUACCAGCAUCCGAGUGGAACUAAAAGAGCUCAUUGCUCUCAGCAUUGGCCGUCAGAGUUAUCAAUAUGGAUUUCGCGAGAAUCCAGGUGCGGAGGUCGGGCGCGUCAUCGCCGAAGAGCUUGGUGUUUCCGACGGCGAUCUUAACUGGACGGGAUUUGAUGAUAGUGCGCCGGUAGGGUUUCCAGGAGGACACGCCUUCGCGUAUGCGACAAUUUCUGAGCUGGGGCGCCUCGUGUUUUCAAAGUUGGUCGCAGACCCCGAGACGGCACAUUUUCUUGAUCAGCAUUGUGUGCCAUCGAGUCGCUUUCUCGCGCUCAUCGCUAAAGAACAC